ACUCUGAUUGGCUGCCGGCAUCGCCUGCUGUUGGGCGGGCCGCGGGUGACCGCGGAGCCGGGCGGCGGCGCGGCCGUGAGCGGAGCGCGCCUGUGCCGCGUUCCCGGCGGAUCCCGGGACGGGCUUGGCGCUUGGGUGGUGGCUGCUGGCCGUCGGCCUGAGGCCCUGACCCUCGGCCUGAGCCCCUGGCAGCCGCUGGCUGCCACCCGAACCCGGCUGGGAGAUGUGCGUGUGUGCGCGCGGCGGUGUCUUCCGCAUCCUCCCUUCGGGUUUGGAAGAUCUGCGCAGUUGUUGGCAUCCCUGACUCCGUGCCUUGUACUGCUGUGUGUCUGUGUGAUUAGGGAUCUUCGCGUUGGAGGGAAGCAAAUGUUUCCCCUGUCCGAUCCCGCGCCCCUGGCCUCGAAGCUGCAGAACACUCUGGUUCGGUACCACAGCAUCGGAGACGGCGAGUGGAGGGUGGCGAAGAAAACCAAAGAUGCAACUGUGUGGCGUAAACCAUCAGAGGAAUUCAGUGGAUACCUGUACAAAGCUCAAGGAGUGGUGGAAGAUGUUACUAACAGAAUAGUGGAUCAUAUUCGCCCUGGACCUUACAGGCUCGACUGGGACAGCCUGAUGACUUCAAUGGACAUCUUAGAAACAUUUGAAGAGAACUGCUGUGUGAUGCGCUAUACAACUGCUGGCCAGUUCUGGAACAUCAUAGCACCAAGGGAGUUUGUUGAUUUCUCUUACACCACAAGCUAUGAAGAUGGGCUUCUAACGUGUGGUGUAAGCCUGGACUAUGGAGAGGUGAGACCAAACUUUGUCCGUGGAUACAAUCACCCUUGCGGUUGGUUCUGCGUCCCUCUCAAGGACUCUCCUGGCCACAGUCUUCUGACAGGCUACAUCCAGACUGAACUGCGAGGGAUGCUACCGCAGUCUGCAGUAGACACUGCCAUGUCUAGUACCCUGGCCAAUUUCUACUCUGACCUCAAAAAGGCACUCAAAACAUAGACAAACAGUGACUUAAAAGCCAGUGCAUUCUUUGCAAUCAGAUUAUAUUGUUUAGCUUAGUAUAGGUUACCUACAAAAUUGAGGUAACGCUUCCUGAAUGAUACCCGAACCUUUGUGUUGAGAAUCCAAACAACUUUAGCAAGUGCUUUUUGGUAUGAUAAUUGGCAUGCAUUCCCAGUGCACAGUUUGAAAUGCUUAUUGCUUCUCAGCACUCUGCAGCUUUGUAAGGAAUAGCUUGAAUCUCUAAACCCCAAAUUUCCUCAGUUGAAAGCACAAGAUGUGUGUGUGGCUUAAAAAAUGCAGCUCAGCUCUCUCCAGCAGUUUUAGGAGCCAGGUGCUCAGGAUUUUGAUGGUGCAGGUUGCUGUACAGGCAGCAUCUCACUGAAGAUGUAAUUUUGUAAUAUGUAUAUUUAUAUUUACUUAAUUUAUUUUUAUGUAUGUUCAGCUGCAUCUGUAAUUUGUUUUUAAAAUUUGCUUUGAUUUAUGAGAUGGAUAUUAUAUGGCUCAGUUGUUAAAUGAUACUAUUCAUAAGAAAGCUAUUUGUAGUUGAGAGCAAAAAUAAGUGUUCAUUAUUGGCAUUUCUUUAAUGUUGUACCUUAUUUACUGCUGUAUAUAACAGUCUCAGUGCAUAAAGAAAUGCCCUUACAGCUGAUCCAAAGGUCAUUUAGGUCAUCAGGCAUCUUUCCAUAGGUUUUUUUGGUGUCUAAAUAGGAAACUUCCAGUGGAUCUUGAGGGAUACCCUGUACUUCUAAGGAGUUUUUAACUUAAAUUUGCAUGUAAUAGCGCGUGGAAGGAUUUCAUUUGGCUGGGUUUUUGGUAGGUUUUCUUUCUGUGUAUGUUUCUUUAACUGCAAACCCUAGAAUUACAAAAGCUACAGAAAGAGCCACUCAGUUGCUUCGGUGUUGCUGUAGCCACAACAGGACAGACUUGCCAGUGUUACAGUGCUGUGGAGUGUUCUGUGGUACUGCCCCUAGAUUGAUCUUUGCAGUAAAUUAACAUCUUAAAACAUGACCAAAUGAAGGCCAGAGUUCAAGCUGCAGAAUUGCUCAGAUCUGCCAAAGGAUACAGGGUCUUUUUUUAAGAUGCAAGUUUCGAGGAUAUUCAGCAAUCUAGUGAUUCUGACAGAUACAUAACAGGGGCAUUUAAAAAAUAACUGUCUCCCUGCUAGGAACAUGAAUUCUCUUUAAAAUCUGAUGUUAAGCCUUUAAUGUUGGUAUGUGUCAUUGGCUUAGGUGACAUAGCAGUUAUUCCCAUGGUUUGCCAGUGUUCAGAGUGGCAAAUUUUACUGUGUAGGAGUUAGGGAAGGUAUCUUGGAUCCCUGAUACCAUGGAGCCAAUUGUAUAGCUACAAUCCAGGGACAGGUAGUGGAGUCUCAGAAAAACAAAAAUUCAGAUGAAAGUCCCUUGCAAUAUUGGCUUUUUUGACACUGGCCACCGUAGCUGAACUCUGAAUAGUGAGGACUUUCCUUCCUUACUGCUCAAUCAAAGAGGUAGCAAAAACAUAAUACUAAAUAGAGUGGGGGCUUUUUCAACCUUUAUUCAUGUUGUAAGAUAUUUAGUACUGUUUUAAACUGUUAAAAACAGUGUAUCAAACAGCCUUUGGUGUCUUCAUGGGCAGAAAAUGUUAAUUGCUUGUUAGUUUUUGUGUAUUCUGCAUUUCUCUUUAAAACCCUCUGUUAGUCUUCCCAAUUUUUUUACAUUCUGUGUGUCUGCAAAGUACUGCAAGCUCACGAGGUGAUCAUCUACCACCAAGGACACCAAGGAAUUGAUGCCAGAAUCCUGUUGCAUUCUCCUUCUCCUGAGUUAGUGGACAAUCUAGGCGGAGCCAAGAGGGUUAAAACAGGAAAGCAGUGGCAAGGACACAAAGUGCAGGAACCCAUGUUCUGCUUAUGCAGAAGAAGUGGGAGACAAAGUAAAUACUUAGUAUAGAUUUCUGUCACUUAGGAAUAUAGUUACCCAGACUAAUGAACAAGUUGCCCAGGAAUAGCAGAGAUCUGGUUUUGCUAGACAAAUAGCAUGUAUAUAGACACAUCAAAAUUAUUUUUAUAUGGCUAAUAUAUUUUUAAAAAUACUUACAUUUUUAGAGGUUUGAGCAAUGUGACGCUUUACUCUUUGGCACUUAAACUAGGUGCUUUGUGUGUGGGAAAGGUGACUGAAGAUAAGACAGUUUUCAUGUUUGGGUUCUGUUCUUCAUCUAAAACCUCCAGCAUUAAACACUGCCUGUAGAUGUACAGAAGAUGCAGAGAUGGGGUUAAGCUCAGUUUAGAAGUAGUCAAAGUACCACAGCUGGCUGGGAGGUGGACCAAUACUUCAGAGAGAUACUCUGUGCACAGGCCCUGACCUCAAAUAUGAAGAAUUUAUAAAUGUGAAACAUGAUGAGCUUAUAAAACGCAUAGCAUAUAAUUCCUCCAGUAAUCAUAAGUAACCAGAACAGUUUUGAUGGUGUGACCUGGUGGUUCAACCUAGGGGGCUCACUGCUAUAGAAAUAGCCCUAAUUCUAGUGAAACCAGUCAACUUGUGCCUGUGUAUGGAAAGUCAGAGUCUGUUUUAACAGUGGGUUUAACUUACUGUGUUCAGCAUUUAAGUGAUUGUAUUUGUAUUUUGAGUGCAACUGCAGAAUAAAUUAAAAUAAUGGAUUCCAACA
Messenger RNA from Prinia subflava (tawny-flanked prinia), 3633 nucleotides. RefSeq names its product StAR related lipid transfer domain containing 4 (gene STARD4). The transcript has 5 exons. Gene Ontology annotation, biological process: cholesterol import; cholesterol transport involved in cholesterol storage; intracellular cholesterol transport. Gene Ontology annotation, cellular component: cytosol; endoplasmic reticulum. NCBI's taxonomy places the organism in Eukaryota, Metazoa, Chordata, Aves, Passeriformes, Cisticolidae. The coding region runs from base 367 to 990 and encodes 207 amino acids. Gene Ontology annotation, molecular function: cholesterol binding; cholesterol transfer activity. The record is from RefSeq and is a predicted model, not a curated record.